AUGGACUACGAACCCUACGAUAGUAGUGGAACUGAUGAUGAUCUUCCACCAACUCAUCAAAAUAGAAUCCCCAGAGGAGCACGUCCUGCAAUGAAUGGAAGAUCUGCAGGAGCUUCAUACCCCAUGAUGUAUGGCGAAAUUGAUAUGGAAAGUCAAAUUCACCAACUUGAGAAGGAAGCAUACAGUUCAAUUCUCCGAGCCUUCAAAGCACAAGAUGAUGCCAUUACUUGGGAGAAGGAAAGUUUGAUUACAGAACUUAGGAAAGAACUAGGAUUAUCAAACGAGGAACACAGAGAACUUCUAGGUCAAGUUAAUGCAGAUGAUGUAAUACGAAAUAUAAGGGAGUGGAGACAGGCAGGAGGCCAUCAGCCUGGUAUGCUGAAUAUUGGGCAAGCUAUUCAUGAUUCAAUUCCAAGUGCCACCGUCUCUGUACCUCGAAAGAAGCAGAAGAUAAUGCCGUCAGCUCCUUCAGAAUCUUUUGGUGGGCCUUCUCCAUUUCAUCCCCAACCUGUGGCUGCACCCCUUCAGCCAUCUUCGGUGGCAAAACGAGGAUCAGUUUCUGGAUCUAAAGGCAAGAAGCACAAACCUGGCCAAGUAUUACCGGGUGUAUCUUCAAUGAAGCAAUACCCUUCAUCAGGACUUGGUGGAAGGAAUCAUAGAGCACCUUCUGGUGUUGUCAUGGGUGAGCUCUCUAAGGGAGCAUCACUGGAUUCACUAGUUGGUAGGAAAGUGCGAACACGAUGGCCUGAUGACAACAACUUUUAUGAAGCUGUUAUAUCUGACUAUAAUAGAGCUGAUGGUCGACAUGCUUUGGUCUAUGACAUGGGGACUGCAAAUGAAGCAUGGGAAUGGGUUAAUCUGUCAGAGAUCUCUCCUGCAGAUAUUCAGUGGGUAGGUGAGGAUCCUGGAGUCAAUCAUGGUGGGGGUUUUGGUGGAUCUGGUAAUGGGAUGAUUAGGUCUGUAGGACGUGAUAGUGUUCCAGGAGCUGUACGAGGUAGGGGAACCGCAAAGGGGCAAUCCAGAAAAGAUUUCUUUCCAUCACAGAAUGGAAUAGGCAAGAAGGCUGUAGAUGAUAUACACAUACUUCACACAGACACGCUAGUGAAGAAGGUGGAGAGGGUAUUCAAUGCAGAUCAUCCUGAUGCACUUGAAAUUGAGCAAGUCAAAAAAGUAUUGAAGGAUCACGAGCAAGCUCUUGUUGAUGCAAUUGCGAGACUUGCAGAUCUUUCUGAUGGCGAAAGUGGUAUUUUUCUGUUCUGA
Molecule: messenger RNA, 1260 nt
Organism: Sphenostylis stenocarpa
Lineage: Eukaryota; Viridiplantae; Streptophyta; Magnoliopsida; Fabales; Fabaceae
Source: the annotation of a GenBank genome assembly